AUGUCGGAUCUCCGGGCGCAGCCCCUCACGGCAGAAGGCCAGUUCAACUGGGUCUUCCUGGUUGAGGUGCUGGUCGUGGGAAUCCUCUCGCUUUUCUUUCUCUUUUACUUCAACCGUGUGUUCGCAGCCGCCGUAUCUUAUGCAGUUCGUGCGUAUACAUGGCGCAAAUACAAGGCCUACAUCGACAUCAGGUCCCUCCAGAUCAGUCUUCUUGGUGGACGCAUCUUCUUCAAGAGCAUUCGAUAUCAUGCACACAAUGUGACGGUCUAUGUUUACGAGGGAAACAUCACCUGGAGAUACUGGCUGCGCUUGGUUCAGGAUGCCGAGGUGUUCCUGGAAGAGGACUGCCCACGCACGGGUGAGGAGCGGGUUCCCAGCACAUCGGCGAGCGAGAAGGAGAGCUUAAACGACCACGACGAGAAGUCACGCACGCGAGCGAGGAGUAUUGGAAAGGAAGAAAAGGCUAGCACUAAACCAAAGAAGGAGCUGCCUUGUCGGAUCGCCGUCAAGGUAGYGGGCGUGGAGGCUUUCAUCUACAAUCGAAGUCCUUUGUACGAUGGCAUCGUGGAGGCAACACUGGGCAAGUCAAAGGAUGUGUUCGAAGACGACAGUGAGAAAGCGGGCCCCACCUCGCCAAUCUCUUCCCCAAGUAGCGAUCCGAAAGUGGACGUUCAAAAGACGCACACACGGACGACCACAGCCAGUGUGGCAUCACCAAACAAACCAGAGGUUCCUUCGUUUCUACGCAUGCUUCCUAUCAAAGUAGAAUGCAAGCGGGCAGCGGCAGCUGUUGGUAACGAGAAUACAACCAACGUGCUCGUGGCCAAGGCGGAGAAGUCAAUAGGCACCGUGGAUGCAGGCCACGCAGGCCCCCUAGACCUGUGGAAGUUACUCUUCAAUUUUGCCAUUGAGAACGUUGAUGUGACGAUGAAGCCAAACCGAGACUUCAAAGAGUUUCAGCUCGAUGCGGGGCAGCGCAUCCUGCGGGAAAAGCAGACCAACCGGCCGCAUGAGCCAGAGGUACCAAUCGCGAAGGUGGCUCAUCAAGCACGAGGUUUCUGRGCGAAGCUGAGACGAGUUUUCAAGCGGUCAAGGAGCAGCGCAGACUCCAUCCGGACAGCGUCGGUUCGGUCAGAUGAUGUACAGCCCGGUCAUCCCCUGCUUGAACAACAGCACGGGCAGGGCCAGUGGCAUGGGUUGAUGCGCUAUCUUGAUGAGAAUGAUGAUGAGCACGAUGAAUGGCGAAAGGUCGAGUACGCAAAGGCAUCCCAGCUAGUCGAGUGCGAUAAGGUCACCAUGCGCUUCUAUUGGGACAUGUCAGGGGUCGUCCCGGAUGGGAUGGUAGACAGCGAACAUUCGAUGGGCUCGAUGCACGCGGACGAUAUCAAUGGAUCCGCUCCGCCUGCGUACGGCAUGGAUCUCGGUGUCUACGGCGGCUUUGUGGUGUACGGGCCCUGGGCUGACCGACAGCGCYUGAAUCUUCAAAGCGUAUUCUUCCCUGCUCCGUCUGUCGAUGCUGUCCCUGCGAAGCCACUCAGACCAGGGGAUCUGAGAAUCUGCACCGUGUUUAAGAUCGUCGUCAUCGUUGAAGACGACGUUGUUCUUCGUAUCCCAUCACGCGAGGAAUCGAAGGAUCCACGUUGGAAAGGCCGCGCAGAAAAUGCGGCCAAGCCACCAGCCGAUCAGGACAACGAUACUGGCAAAGGUGAAAGACGAAGAUGGGGUCGACACGGCAAGCGUCGAAAAGCGGAGAAAGGUACCGCUGCAGUAGACGCUCGGCCGUAUGCCUGGCUUGAUAUCACUGUGAAGAAAGACUCUGUCGUCAACUAUGUCAUGGACAUGGUCGCACGUCCUACUGGAUAUCGGAACUCCCUCGACCUCGACGUAAAAGGGUUGGAGAUGUCCAGCRGCGUCAAUCAUGKCCUGCUCUGGAGGUCUGGUCCCCUUACCUUGGAUGCCGACAUUUCUCAACCCAUCGCUUGGAACUCGCUACGCAAGUGGCCUUUCAACAUCGUAGUCCAGGACUUGGAGCUGUUCAUACUGCGGGAUCACCUGUUUCUGAUCAUUGACCUGGUCAAUGACUGGGCCUCUGGGGCAGCAUCCGACUUCUACACCUUCGUUCCCUACAACUACCAGAUCAAUCUCGUCUUUAACAAUUUUGUAAUGUAUCUGAACGUCAAUGACUGUAACAUCAUCAAUGACCCUGCGGAUCUCGACAAGAACGACUUCAUCACGCUGGAAGGUCAGAUCUCAGCGAAUCUCGGAAUUCCCAUGGAGAAUUAUCGGCCCAAGCGUAACGGAAUUACAUUCGAUGUCUUGGGCGAGGACAUGCGGAUGCGUAUGUUGAGUCCACCCAAGAGUACCUUCAGUACAUUCGUGCAGGACAAAACGAUGGCGGAGCUACCAAGGUUCACGCUGAAAGGUUCCCAUGACGCGAACCAGGAGGCCAGAGUUGGAAAUGUCGAUGUACUCCGCAUGGACGUUGUUGGAACCGGACUGUCGUUGAAGGCCUACGGCUUCUUCGUCCGGCAGUUGGUCAGCCUCAAGGAGAACUACUUUGGUGACUACAUGCAUUUCAAGACCCUAGAGGAGUUUCAAGGAGCCAGCGAUAACCUAGAAGAGGCCAACGCGAAAACGGCGAGCUUCCCGAAACCGACAUCAAUCAACGAGUUGGACGUCAUCCUCUGUAUUGUGGCCGAACAGGCCACGGUCAUGUUCCCCACCAACAUCUACUCUUGCAAGGAGUUUGUGCGCGUGGAGCUGCCCAGAGCAGAUGUCGAUCUGCGUAUUGCCAGCUACUAUUUGGACUUGGGCCUUCAACUCUCGCCUCUGAGCUUCCUCUCCGGCGCAACACGCUYCGAGGAUGAGGAUGCUGAUGAUGAAGAUGAUGGCGAUGAUCUUGCGAACACGGUCUCGAAUACUCAGUUCUUUGUGGCUCACGUAGACCUCAGCGGUCAUCGUGCGUUUGGGCUUCCACCCAACGAGGACGCAUAUGUCAGUCAGUGGGACAUUGAUAUUGGCAAGGUCACUGGCGAGUUGUCGAGCGUCUUUGUGCGCGACCUUGCUCUUGCUGGGCGAGCCUUCGCGUUCUGCAUCAGCGAUGAUGAAAACGCGUUGCCGGUAACCUCACCUGCCAUCGCUCUCGACGCAUCCUUUGUGCAGGUCCGGACAGAUACUGUGCGGCUUUGGCUGCAUGUAGGAAAAGAUUCUCUGUUACUCGCAACGGAGCCCAUCACGGUAGAGACAAGUGACUGGGCAAACGAGACACUCUCGCAGCGUGUUAAUGUUCUGAUCCCACAAAUCACCUUUGCGUGUGUUGAUGGUCGGAGUGCUUCACGCAAUCGAGUUGCCAAGCAUCGCAAGCGUGCCGUGAAAACUCAUGCCUUCCUCCAGACUGGGUUGUCGCUGGAUGUCGUCGGGAGGAAGCUCCAUUUUGAUUUAGAGACGAGGCGACAGCAAAGCCACUUCCGACUGCACGAUCAACGCACGAACCGGUUCCCCUUUCUUCAAAGGUCUUCAAUCGACGCAUCGAUCAAGGAGGAAGACGAUCUGCCCUUUGAGCCUCCAGCGAUGCCCUUUCCGCCUAUGCCACCGCCCUUGACCUUGGCAGACAUGAGUCCCAAUCGGCGGGCGUCAAUGACAUCCGCUAGAAGUCUUGGACGUGGGAGACGAUUGUCGUCCAAGUCUUCCAUCUCUUCCCUGUCAGCAUCCCUCCGGACUGCUCGCAAAACCGCCACCGAGCGCCCUGGCCUUGUCAGCCGGGGCACUGAACAAUCCUUAGGGGGUACUUCAGCAUCAUUUCACUCCCUCCGUGCCAGCAGCAGAUCAAGCUCACACUCCCGAGGCCCGCUGCAUAUCGGUGCUGAAAGAGCUAGACUUGGCCUUCCGUCAUCAUCAGUUGCAUUUUCAAGUCCGUACUCUGAGCCUUAUUUCCCCCUCGAAAUGGUGGAGCCGGAUGAGAGGAAUGUACCCAGCUUUCCAAACCCAGAGACCUUCGACAGCGAAACCUCUGACAACUCUUCGGUGGCGUCAGGAUUGAGCAAUUUGGACCUUGACGACGAAUGCGAACACUCGAGCGUAAUGAUCAAAAUAAUUCCGGGUCUCCGAGCGUUCAUCUUACCACAUGUUGCAUUCACCGUCUCGAAGCUGGUACSCGAAGUGCUUCCCCAUAAUCCUGACGAGGUCAUGGAUGCGUUCCAGAUAGGCGUCAUGGCAAACAUACAAAGCCAAAACGCUGUGCACCACGGUGUAAACCGUGUUCUCGAGAUCCAGGUUGAACUGCCCGCCGCACAUCUAAGAAUCGCCAUAGAAGAUGGAAAAAAGGAUGAAAUCGCUGACCAAAUCGAUCUGACCCUGAAAUCCUUAGCCACAUGUGUCAGGAUUCGUACCCGACCCGCGGACGCUGGACCGACUCAGUCUUUGGCUAUGCACACCUUGCUAUCCGGUCUCGAUCUAGCCCUCGUCAACCGGCAAGCCUUGGCUGAGGUGACGUCGGCCAUCCGUCUCAGCUUGGACGAUGCCCUUUCGUGGCUAGCUUUGGCGGACACAAAUGCAUUCCACCUCUCCACUCGGGCUGCUUCCUUGGUCAUUGCCGGGAAUCAAGCCAAGUACCUUACUGAACUUGCGCUCAAGCUUGUACCGCUUGUCGGCGAUCUCAAGUCAAGAUUUGAAGGCAUCUUCGAUUUGAACCUGCGGCGGCUGCAGCUCCUAGCUCAUGUGCUCACACAGCACGGUGAACAGCUCGGCGACCCGGCUUUCAUGGCUCGAAUGGUCUACAUUCUCCGUGCUUUCCCGUUGCACUUCCGAAAUACAGACUCGUGGAAGAUACUCUCUCGGUUCCGUUUCAUGUUGCAGAGCCUUCCUGUAGAUGCUCGUGCCGAGCUUGAAACCAACUUCAAAACCGCGAGGGACGCUCGUUCGGAGUCGCCAUCCAUCAAGGCUCUUGAAACCUGGACGCAGUGGCGCAAUUGGGACGUUCCCAGUGUCACAGAAACUAUCGCAUUCAAGACGUUGUUCAACACCGAACAGGCAAAAGUAACGAGCAACCCCGAAAAGUCUGCAACCAUCACCUUUAGGACCGAACUGCUGAGAGUGGGUAUUGAGCGCAGGGAGGGUAACAGUGACAUCUCGAUGGAAGACUUGUCGCUCGGUGUUGAGAACACGCCGCCUACCAAGCCCGAGGGCUUGGUUCUGGUGGACGAGAACAAACGGAACAAGACACUGCUGCAGAUGCACACAAAUAUGGUUGCAUUCUCUUUCGACUGGGCACUGUUCCACGUGGCGGAAGAUGUACUCUCUCUCAGCGAUCGUUUCCAGGAGCUGGCCGCCUCCACGGAAUCGUCCAACUCCAGAACAGCGUCUCAGGCCUUUGAGGAUGGCCUCGCACGCCACGACGUCAAYGUUGUCUUGUMCACAAACACUGGUAGCAUCUCCCUCCAGACGACCAAUCUGCGACAUGUGUCACGCGCAGAUGGGCUCAAGUAUUCCUUGAUCUCGACAACCCAGGCCAAUGAGCAAUAUGGGCAAUGUGUCAGUGCUAUUCUCAAUUUUGACACUGCUGUGACGGAGCUACAUGGUCCGCACUCACGGAUCUGGCAAACACUCGUGACUUCUCCAAGUUUGUACAUCGACCAUCUACAAGCCGCCAAAGGUAUUGACAUGCCACCAACCAUUACGCUUGCUUUGGCGUACGAAGAUCUCCAAAUUGUGGUCAAUGAACAGAUACCAGGAAUAUUGCACAUUGUUGAGACAAUCAUCGCAGAAGAGGUGGCACAGGUCCAAAAACUUGUCUUGUCUCUCGCACCGGCAGCAUCCACGUCUCCGCCUCRGAGUGCUGCGAGGACAGACGAGACCACGCCUGCUAACCGCGCCCCGAAACUUCACAUCGGACUCCUCGCCGGGAACAUUAAAUUCGAGUUCUCCCUGCUGCAGGCGCUAAGCUACCAACUCGAAGGCACGGCUGCUAGCUUCAGACUUGCUCCGAGUCUGUCCCAGGAUAGGCAGUUCAGCCUAGAUUUCGACAUGGGUAGACAAGCCCAUGCCAUCGUCAACACAUCUGGAAGUGAUCGCCACACCCAGGGCAUCCUGGACUUUCCUCCCAUGAAUGGACACGUUGGGCUAGAUCUCGGCGAGGAAAGGACCUCGAUAAGCUUGGGUUCGACGAUCGAAAAGGUCGAGGUCGACGCUGGUGCUCUACAGGGUAUUGUCAGCGUCAUCAAUCAGCCUGAAGUUGAGAGCGUGGUAUCUGCCAUCAAGUCUGGGGUGCAGGACGUACAGGCACAGCUAGCAGAAUUAUACCCUGCUGACGCCGAGGUACGACGUCAGAGGAAAGAGAGCUACCGCGAGGUUGCUUACGAUGUUCGAUUUGCAUUACUCGGCGUGCGGAUUGCUGCCGUGACCCCAGGAAAUAUGGGGAGAUCUACGGCUGAAGUGGAGUUUGGCAUUGGGCCUGUGCAUGCUACCGCGUCCAAUCGAGGCUCUGACAUGAGAGCCAAAUCCCUUAUCCCAGAGGUUCGCGCGGAUAUUCAAGACAUCGGCGCUAGUCUUCGCGUUAGAGAGCGUGGCAAGACACGACAAUGCGGGCACGCAGCUUUGAGCGUUGCACUUCACUUCACGAGUCAGGCGGGACAAGAGGGAUUGCUUACCAGAGAGCUCAAUGUGCGUAGCAAUGCGCUGGACGUUGACGCAUAUCCGGACACAGCUUCGACCGUCGUGGAUGUCAUCAAUCAUCUACAGGAUCGGAUCAAGCAUCUUGAUCUAUCAAAGGAGAAAGAUUACCUGCGUCGACUAAGGGACAAACGCAAAGGCACCGUGAUGCGAAAGAUCAAAAAGAAGCAAGGCCUAAGCGAAGACCAAGAGCUUCCAUUUUCACCCGAGGAUCUGCUCUCCAUCAAGGCGAACAUUCAACUCAACGAUAUACAAGUCUGCUGGCUAGUGGAUCCAUCAUUCGCGCCACGACCACGUUCCGAAGUGGAUGAUCUGGUUUUCUCUAUCAAGAGUGUGCAGUUUGCGACUCGUGGCGUCAAUGAGGCUCGUCUCACCAUACUCGAUAUGCAGUUGCAGCUUGCGAAGAAACAAGUUAGCAAACAGCAGCGCGCUCUCAACUCUGCGCUUCUGCCCGAGAUUGGCUUCAGUGUCGCUUACUGGACUGAGGGCAAGAAUCGUAGCCUAGCAUUCAAGGCGACCGGCAAGCCUCUUGACCUUCGGUUGGAGUCCAAGUUCAUGUUUCCCGUCACUGCAGCGCAAAGGUCCAUUGAACUGGCCGUUGCACAGUUUAAGAAAGGUACCGCGACAUGGAAAAGUACACCCACAUCGACUGGCGCGCCCAGGGGCAUAUCAUUCGAUACCAAGCGCGUGACCUCUCUGUUGGUUGAGGCCGACUUUGCUGGUGCGCAAGUUUACAUGCAAGGGGCUGCAAAAGACAAAUCUCUGUCCUCGCUUGCCGCUGCCGCGUCCCAACGACAAGGUGCAACACAUGGAAGAUAUGGYCAAUUCGCUGUUGACGGUGCGGUCAUGCAUACCACAUUGACUGCCCCUGGCAUUGCUUUUAAAAUGGAGUACAACUCGCAUGAGCAUCGACCCACCGUCAACGCAGAGCUCAUGAUCGAUGCCUCUUCAAACAUGCUUUUACCCAAUGUAGUACCACUCAUAUUGGAGAUAACAAAUAGCGUCAAGGACGUCAUGCAGAGUAAGCAUAGCCCAGACACGACUCUCACGAAGCCGACCAUUCCGGACAACAACAAGGUCGCCCAGAAGUUCUUUGAGGACGAGUCCAUAGCAAAUGCCAAUCCUGCAAAAUUCUUCGGGAAGACGAAGGUCGAUCUUGGCUUCCGCAUCUGCAAGCAAGAAUUUGGCCUGACAUGUCAACCCAUUGCUAGAGUUGACGCCAAGGCUUCUCUGGAUGACAUCUACAUCACCAUGAACACUAUUAAUUCGGAUGAGUACGGCCACUUUUUCGCCAUGUCCGCCGUAGUGACGAAGCUCAAGACGGAAGUCCAACACGUGUACUCCAAAGAGCCGACUUUCAGCUUUGAUAUGGACUCUGUCGUGCUGUCUGCCAUGAACAACAAGCAUUUGAGUGGCACUCCGGGCGUUUCCGCCAUAUUGAACAUCAAUCCUACACGGAUCGUUAUCAAUGGUAAGCAACUUCAGGACUUGCUGCUGUUCCGUGAGAUCUGGAUGCCGCCAGAGAUAAGAAACGCCGCGGCAGCCGCUUCUGCAUCUACACCAACUACAUCCCCAGCUGCUCCCUCUUCGCCAGCCAAGGCCGAUGACUUCUUCGUACAGCGCUAUCAGUCAGUAGCAUCUGCUGCUGCAUUCCCUUGGAAUGCUACAGUAUCAAUCACCAAGCUGGCAGUGGAACUGGAUCUGGGCCAAAGCAUUGGAAAGUCGUCGUUUACGAUGACCAAUCUGUGGGCAUCGCAGCAGAAGUCCUCCAACUGGGAGCAAAACCUCUGUAUCGGUCUGGACGAGAUGUCUGUGGAUAGCACGGGCAGGAUGAGUGGAUUCAUUCAACUCGCCAAGUUGAGCGUGCGUACCUCCAUCAAAUGGCCGGAAGUGACUGCUGAGGACACAGCUCGCACAACGCCUCUUAUACAGGCCUCGCUCGGGUUCCGGAAGCUGAAAGCAAAGGCCGCAUUUGAUUAWCAGGCCWUUGCAUUUGCCGACAUCGAAAGCUUCGACUUUCUCAUGUACAACGUCCGUGAUGCAUCGGGCGGUGCAGAUCGACUAGUUGCCGUUUUGGACUGUGAAAAGGCCUACGUAUUCUGCACGUCCAACAGUCCGGCACAAGCUGUCGGACUGUACCAAGCCUUCGAUCGCCUCAUCCAAGAAAAGCAGGCCGCGCACCUGCAGUCCCUGAAAGACAUUGAAAAGUAUAUACGACGCGAAAGUACGGUGGUCCCGACACGCUUUGGACCCCAAGGGCCAAACGCUUCGAAUGCGCCAGUCGUGGAAAGGAGCGCGAAGACAUCCAUUACCUUGCAUACCGACGUGGUUGUUACCAUGGGAAAUAUCUGCUUUGGUAUCUAUCCCAGCACAUUCUUCGACAGUCAAAUGUUAAAGAUCGAAGCCAAUGACAUCCAGGCUCGAUUUGCCGUUGGGCUCGAAAGCGGCAAAUUGACCAGCGGCUUGGGAAUGACAUUGGGUCAGCUGCAAGUUGCGUUGGCGGCGGCCAGGAAAGUCAGCGUCGUGCCAAAAGCGUUGGACGUAUCGGUUGAAGAGAUCAUCAACAAUGCCUYGAAUGCCAAAGGCGGCACCAUUCUCCGUGUGCCAAAGGUUGUCGCUUCCAUGCAGACGUGGCAGGCGGAUUCCAACAACGUCGACUACAUUUUCAAGAGCCUGUUUGACGGCAAGAUCGAUGUGGGUUGGAAUCUGUCCCGCAUCAACUUCAUCAAGGGCAUGUGGACAUCGCACUCCCGCGCACUCGCCAGUCGCUUGGGCAAAUCUCUGCCCGAGUCAGCCGUCAAGAUCACCGCAGGUCCCCAGAACGGCGAUGAGUCGAAUGAAGGUGGCAGUACCGUGGCGCAGCAAGACAAAAUCACGGCCGAGAUCAACUUGCCGCAAUCACGCUACGAGUAUCACGCGUUGGAGCCGCCGAUAAUUGAGACACCGCAGUUGCGAGAUCUGGGAGAGGCCACGCCUUCGCUGCAUUGGAUCGGAUUGGACAAGGACCGUCUUCCAAACUUUACGCAUCAAAUUGUGAUUGUGAGCUUGUUGGAGGUUUGUAAAGAGGUACAGGAUGCAUAUGAGAAGAUUUUGGGCUCCUCUUAA
Messenger RNA from Ramularia collo-cygni, 9771 nucleotides. RefSeq names its product related to CSF1 protein. The transcript has a single exon. Lineage: Eukaryota; Fungi; Ascomycota; Dothideomycetes; Mycosphaerellales; Mycosphaerellaceae. Gene Ontology annotation, biological process: fermentation. The record is from RefSeq and is a predicted model, not a curated record. Gene Ontology annotation, cellular component: membrane. Bases 1 to 9771 code for a protein of 3256 amino acids.